Paramuricea clavata is the source of this 9893-nucleotide messenger RNA. NCBI's taxonomy places the organism in Eukaryota, Metazoa, Cnidaria, Anthozoa, Malacalcyonacea, Plexauridae. The record is from the annotation of a GenBank genome assembly.
GUUCAAUAGCGCAGCGGGAACCUAUAUUGAACCCCGGGUAAUCCACCGUUUUAAUACGAUUUUUUACCCCCCACAAUCGGUCUCCUAUUGAGAAAAUUUAAUUUUGCGCUUUCAGAUUUUUGGAUGAAAAACAUGAAACAAAAUUGAUACCUGUGCUGUAAAUUGUGUACAUCAUCUUCGAAAUAGACUAAAAUAAACUGAAAUUAAAGGGGAAAACUAAGAGGAUUUGUUUCUCCAAAAACGGACAAAGUUGAGCGUCUGUCGCAAGGCGUCCAACCGAGCUGUCACCUGGGAUACUUUGUGAUCUGAUCCAAUAUGGCUGCCGAAGCACGCUUUUUGAAAUGAAUUAAAUUCAACCUGUGAUUUCUCACAAAAGUGAAAGCGAUGGCUGAAAAGGACAUGUUUCCUUUGAAUCCGACCUUAAUGCGAGGUUUGAACGAUAAAUUGUAUGAAAAAAGAAAGAUUGCAGCCUUAGAAAUUGAACGGUGAGUCGAUGGGCCCAAACUUGCAAAAUAUGAAAAGAGUAUUUCAAGCUAAGAACUCAAUAUAAUCAUUUAUACACUUUACUGUAGCUUAUAAUGAUAGCUUUAAUGUAGUGUUUAUUUAAUAAGCAUGAAGACUUGAAUAAACAAAGAAUGUGUUUUUUGUAAUGGAGUAUUGUCCGACUUGAUAAUUAUGAUUUACACAGCAAUUAGAAGUCACUUUGUUCAGUUCUAUUUUUUUAAAUGGACAUAUUAAUUGCUACAUAUUCGUCCAUAUUUAAAUUUACUUUAAUUACAGGGUUAAAAAGUUUGCACUUUUAUCAUCUAUUCAACUACUGAACUUUUCUAUACUUUGAUCAAAACCGGUUGGGGGGGGGGGGGAGAUGCUUGAACUAUAACAAAUUGCCAGUUCAAAAGUUGUUGUGGUUGUGUCAGAACUACCUGAAAAUGAUAGGACCGUAAUACAGCUGGGGGAGGGGGGAGGGCAAUAAUUUGUAAACUAGUGAUAAUCUGUGAAGUUUGAUGAACUAAUCAGCCCCCAAUACAAAACUGCUUCCUACGGUAAUGAGAUUAUACAAAAUUUGACGUAAUUCAGAUGCAAACCUUUUACUGUAGAAUGUUACCUACAUUGGACUACCAUGUUUGCAGUUUCUAUUAAAUGCCAUACUUCUUUAAUUUUGAUGGUCUCAUGAUACUGAAAUGUCAAGUUCCAAGCUAUUUUUGAUAUCACAGUUGCAGGCUAUUCUCAUGUGAAACUCAUUUUUGUCACAAGCAAUUGACAGGUUUCAAUCUUAUCAACCAAUCUUGUUUCACUAUGCUUCGCAGUACAAACAUUGAAAGAUUUUUUGGCCACACUUCAUCCUUAGAUGCAAAUUAUUUAAACGCUAGCACAGCGUCAAAUAUCUUACUGUCUCAUUCUGCUAAUAGUAUGGUUAAAGAAUUCAUAGCAAACAAUGAUGUUGCAAUGAUUAAAAGGCUCACAUCGGUACUGACAACAGAAUUCUCUGUAUCUCAUAAUCCUCACAGUCGCAAAGGUGGGCUUAUUGGGCUGGCAGCUACUGCAAUUGCUUUAGGAAAGGUAAUGUAUAUUGUUAACCUUGUAAAUUGCAAAACACUUUCCUCUUCACAAAUAAAAUCGUCUGUCAUUGCAGAGAGUAAAGUAAUAACAUAGGAACACACAUUUGCAAGUUUAAGCAAUGGUUAACAAGAGCUAUGGUUUGCAUGUCUGCAUGGUUAGCCCAUUUUCAUCUCAUUGAAUAAAAAUGUCUGAUGGUACUGUAAGACAGAGUAAGAUAAGGUAGAAAGUGUUAUAAGAGUGCAUUGCAAUGUAGGGAUCUUAAUCAUAUUAAACCAAUAGUUCCUAGCAGCCAAACAAUAAGAUAGUUAUUUUUAUAAGGUUUCAAUUUUUACUUGAGUACUUAAUUCAACUUUUCUUUUGAUAAAUAACUUUCAGGAAUCAGUAGCUUAUCUCCAGGAGUUGAUACCACCGGUGCUGUCAUGUUUUUACGACCAAGACAGCCGUGUUCGAUACUACGCAUGCGAGGCAUUGUACAACAUUUCGAAGGUUGCCAGAGGAGCUGUUUUACCAUUUUUUAAUCAGAUAUUUGAUGGGCUUAGCAAGGUAUGGUUUACUGAUUUUUAGGUAAAUGUAGCCCUUUUGUUUGUGGAAAGAAAGGUCAUGUCAGUUUAUUGUUUUUGUUACCUGUAGUUGGCAUCAGACACUGAUCCUAAUGUCAAGAGUGGAGCUGAUUUACUGGAUAGAUUGAUUAAGGUAUUAAAUACUGUAUUAUAUACUAGCUUUGGUAACAGACUAGCUUUAAUAGCAUACAUGAGGGUGUUGCUAGCACAAUGCCAUUAGUUCCAUUGGGUUUUGAUUCCUGCAAGGUAUAACUGUCUGUUUAUAAGUGAGAAGAAUAAAUUCAGUUUGAUUCUACCAAAAACAUACCACAGAUUUUCUCCCCAACAGUGCCCCACUCUGGUUUUAAAUACCUCUAGUAAAAUUUAACUAUUGGGAGAUGGCCCUCAAUUCCUGGACCCCCAGGCCUGAUAUAGAGGAACUAAGGAAGAAUAGGCCUGUCAGUCUGAUAAAGUUUGUUCAGUGUACGUCUCCUUGUAAAGUAACACUGGAGUAACAAGAGAUGUAACUCUUGGCAGAACAGUCUAGAAUUGAUAGAGCACCCGAGUACAAGGGUUAGGACUUAGGGUCCCAGAGCUCUAGGUAUUUGUAAGUUUUUAAAACUGUCUAUUUGCAUUCUAAUGCUUUCAGUUCAAAUCAACCAAUGUGAUUAUAGUAAAAACACUUUUAUCAGAAUAUUUGUUUUCACCAGUUUUCCAUAUUUUUAAUUUCUAGGACAUUGUUACCGAGAGUACUUCAUUUGAUCUUGUGUCUUUCAUUCCUUUACUGAGAGACAGAAUGUACACAACAAAUCCUUUUGCUAAACAAUUUAUUGUCUCAUGGGUAAGAUGGCUUCUUUUCUUCUCUAUCUGAUAGAGGAGAAUAAUGUCAAUGUGUGCAAUAAUGUUACUAAAUUUGUACAAUCCAUAUUUAUUACAGUAUUACAGUAUAGAUAGCCAAGUCAUCUUGUUUCUUAUUAGUAGUAUACGGACUGCCAAAGACCUUAGUGCCAUUGCAAUUACCUACUGCAUUUUACUUAACUUUACUUUACUUAGUUUUAAUUUUGGGCUGCUAACAUGUAAUAGUGUAUUACUAAUUAGUUUAUACUGUAUAUUCAAAUGAAUUCUCUGAAUGAAUGAUUAAUUGUCUAGUUUGUUCUCAGAUUUUAGUUCUGGAUUCAGUUCCUGAUCUUGACAUGAUAGUUCACUUGCCUGAGAUUCUGGAUGGUAUUUUCACGAUAUUUCAAGAUAAAUCGGCCGAAAUAAGAAAGAUGUAUGUUUGAAUGAAUGAAUGAACAACUUUAUUUAAAGAGGGUAGAAAACACAUGACUGCAAUAUAACUUGAAAAACGUGUUGCUCUCAAAGUUAAAUUGCACUAAUACGAACCACAAACAGAGGAGGGGGUUUUGCGCAAUUAUUUAGAAAAAUAAUUUUCGAUCCAAGUAUCCCAUUAAUGUCACUGAAUUUUAGCAUUUGUUACAAAUCACUGAAAAUCUAGACACCAAUCCCCUUCCCAUGCUUACGUACUAAAUGGAUGCUCCUUAUUCUACACAGGUGCGAGGCUGCUCUUGGAGAGUUUCUACGUGAGAUAAAAAAGUCUCCUGAAAAUGUGAACUUCGCUGAUAUGGUCAACAUUGUUGUAGUUCAUUCCACUUCCAGUGGUAAGGAACGGACACUUGUAAAAGAAAAGAACAAUUGAUUAUACAGAGAAAUGAACAAGAGAAAUUACUAAUUUUAUAAAUAUUAAUAGUUUUACAACCGGUUGUUAAAAAACAUAUUGUUUUUAGCCCGGUUGAAAACGGUACCUACUGCUCGUCAAGAAAAUCGAAAAUGUGGUACACAAGCUAGGGGCCGAUUGUAUAAGAAGCAGUUAAAGUUAACUGUAGUUAUUGCGAAAGUUAUCCAAACAGCAUCGCGUGCUUUCGAGUUAACCACUUUUAAACUGCAAAUUGGCUAUAGUUAUCUGGCAUGUUUGUUUACACUGGUUUACUGCAAAGGCAUGGUUCAAAGUUUCUCUGAUCACAGUAGGAAUUUUGCAUCUAGGUAAAUUCUAAGACUAAGUUUUUGAAGGAUUUAUUAAACGGAGUAACACAGAGUUAGUUCCCUCAAACAUUUCUUACAAAUCCUUGAAAACGUAGAAUUUACCAGAGGUAAAAUUUCUACUGUGAUCACAGAAACGUUGAUAUGGUAAACCAUGAAUGUAAUUCCUGAAAAAAUUAUACUCAGGGCCCGACACUCCAGUGUAGCGUCCUUAUGGUGGAGUCUUAAGCCGUAAUGUGGCUCUGGGGAAGAGAUAAUCGCUUAUCUAUUAUUUAAUUAUCUUUUUUAUUUAUUUUAUCUAUCUAAAAUGCCCCAUUUGUUAUGCAUUUAAUUCUACUUCUUUGCUUCCACGUCUUUUUCUACAGAUGAAAUAAUCCAAUUCACGGCUGUGCUUUGGUUACGGGAGUUUUUGUCUCUUUCUGGUCGAACAAUGAUACCAUACUGUGCUAACAUACUGUCCGCUGUUUUGCCCUGCGUCUCGUACGAACAUUGUAAAUUUAGUAUCCUUUUGUUUAUAUUUAAGACUCAACUAAACUAAACUGAAUUGACUUUAUUUAUAGUGGAUUAUUUUAUCACUUCGAAACUGUGCUUCCUAGAGUUGCAGUUGGUUCAAUUAUUGAAUACACAGAACUAGGAGGUCCAGCCGUCCAGAGGCACGGUUUCCCGGAAAAUUUUUCUAUUUCUCAGUUUUGAAAGAACUCCAAAAUUUGUCCUGAAGAAGAGUUAAAGUCCGGACGGUCCGGACUCCCCAUUCUCCCUGCCCCGUGGCUACCCCCCCCCCCCCCCCCCCCCCCCCCCCCCCCCCGCCGUACGACCAAAACGCACUCUUAUCUUCUUUAUCGCGUUCCGUUAAUAUGGAAGCUACCAGUGGGACGUCCUGGCAUCCGUUUAAAUCCGAGCAAAUGGAGAGUUUUGCCUCUCAUAUAUUUACCCUUAAUUCAAAACAAGAUACCAAAGAAGUUGCAACGAAUGUCAAUCAGCGUGUCCGCGAUCUUAUCACGACAGAUGACGAUAACGAAACGAGUAGUCCCGAGCGGUCUAUGAAGAACUCCGAAAGAAUGGACUGUGAUAUGGAGUCAGUAGAGUAUAACUUGGAUCUUGGAUCCGUUCUGACAAUACUCACCUCUCAACUGAGCAAUGAGAAUGUACUGACACGUCUGGCUGUACUGAAAUGGGUGUUGUUGCUCUUAGAUAAAACACCGAGUAAGGUGAGAUAAAUAUAGUUAGUGGCCAGACAGUUGGUAUGUAAGGGAUUUGUAGACGGAAUUUUUGAGUGGAAAUUUUAUACAUUUUUAGACCUAACGGCUAACCGGGAACAGCUUCUUAAAAUUAAAUGCGGCUCUGCGAUUCCGGUGCAGCGCUGUAACCAACUGAGCUACAGAGAGCCAGUUGUUGAGCUCUAGAUCUAACCACAAGUUCAUGUAGGCUAGAGACUUUAGGUUCGAUUCUCAGUUGAAGAUUUGGAAAAUAGGUUUUCAGGAAGUUUUUCGAUUCCAUUUGGGCUCAACAAGUUACAAUGCCUACAGCGCCUAUAUAGUAUGUCAGCCGGCCAAAGUGAACAAACUCAAAGUCUAAUAAUUUAUGCACGUGUUUCAUGGUUUCUAAAUGAAAUUGAAAUUUCAGUUCAGGAAACAACUUCUUGUUUCGAUCUUUACAGCUAUUCAAGCACAUGGAGAAAAUAUUUCCUGUUUUAUUGGAUAGAGUAUCGGAUUCGUCAGACGAUGUAAGUAUAAAUAUAUGGCAUAGUGGAGAUAUUACUUAUUCAUUUGUACAUAACGUGAUCACGUGUCAUAUACGUCACAUUGGUGGCACAGUGGAUAUUGUGUUGCCUUUCACCUGUAUGCGCAGUUGUUUGUGUUGUAAUAUAACAGACAUUAGAUGACGGUAAUGCCCUUAUAAUACGCCGUCAUUUUCCGUGUAGGUUGUAAUGGCAGAUUUAGAAGUGCUAUCCGUAAUCUCGGCCUCAGAAGCUGGGCUGCCUAUGUCAUCAGAGAUUACGUCACCAGACAAGACUGCCAAUGGAAAGUCAUCGGCGAAAAAUAUAAAUGAAUAUUUUUAUAAAUUUCUUUUAAACUUGGUGGCGAAGUUUCGAAUAGAUGGAAAGUUACUCGAGGAGAAAGGUUGUUUUAUUAUUAGGUGAGUUUGGAUAAGAACAUUUCCUUCGAUGGUGAUAUUGGUAAGUCUCGAAACUGACCAAACUGUGAUGUCACAAUGAGUAGGAAGAGGUUAUUUCGCUCGCCUCAGAGUGACAAAACAUAACAAAGCAACGGUUUUACUAACACUAACCCUAUUCCAAACACUAACCCUAAUCCGGCCUAACCCUACUCCAAGCUGGUUUCUAAACCAAUCUUGAAGAAAACGUUUUGACGAAAUGUCAUUCUGAGGUCAACGAACUAACCUUUUCGCAAUGAGUAUUGGUCUGAGGCCGGUUGUACGAAAGCCGGAUAAUGCUAUUUCCCGGGUAGGGCUAUUCCCACGGGUAUAGGGAUAUUCACUGGAUAGUGAUUUUGUUCAAGGAAAAAUGGUUAAAAAGGAAAUGUAAGCAGGAAUAUUAAUUUAACCGAAAUAGGGUUAUUUCUAGGAAAACCAGGGAAAUUUUAACCGUGUGUUAUUAAAUAAAUCUAUGUUUUAAUCCUUUCUUCUUAGACAUCUGUGUUUGUUACUGAGUUCCGAGGACAUUUAUCGUACCUUAGCGGAGAUUCUUUUACAAGAAAACGAUUUAAAAUUUGCGUCAUUGAUGGUAAAAACACUGAACAUUAUUUUACUCACUUCAAGUGAACUAUUUGAACUACGACACAAGUUGAAAGAGUUGAAAACCAGGGUAAUGUAUGCACGGUCACGUAAUUUCAGACAGGGGUAAUACCAACCGUCACAGAUUGUCACAGAGGGUGGGGGGGGGGGGCUCUGAAGUAAAACAACUUAUAUGGUACAAUCUACCAUCUAAUGUAACAAAUUUACUCAAUGGUAAGGCACAGCGCAAUCGCAUAUAUAAGCAGGAAUAAUUUAAGGAAUAAUUUAAAAUUUGCAGGGAUAAUAAAACUCAAAUACGAUUCAUAUUUGUUCUUUGUUGUAGGAAAGUUGUGAAUUAUUCAGUGCAUUGUACAAGUCUUGGUGUCAUAAUGCUGUCGCUACAUUCUCGCUGUGUCUUCUAACACAAACAUACCAGCAUGGCUGUGAUCUUCUAAUGAUGUUGUAUCCUAAUAUCAGUGAUAUGCCUGUAUUUAUUCAUUCGUACGCUCAAACUUUAGUAAGAUGGCACAGUCUUCGGUGUUGCUUUUAGUUUGACUCAACCAAAACUACAGAUUGUCUUUAAUUACACGAGUUUCUUCUUGUAUAGUGUAGUAUAUUAUGGUAUGGUGUGUGGUAUGAUACGGUAUGGUAUAGCCUGAAUGGUAUGGUGUAUGGUAUGGUAUGAUAUAACACUGUCUGCACUGGAUAUUCAAUAAGGGAUGGUCCUUACAGAACCACCAAAGCAGCACUUUAGUACAGAUGACAAUAUUAAGUCAAAUCACUUUAAUCUUUCUUGAAUAUUCCUUGACAUUUUCUAGCGGUGAUCUCGAAGUACAUGUUGAUUUUUUAGUUCAAAUAGACAAAUUGGUCCAGCUUAUAGAAUCUCCGAUAUUUACUUGUGAGUUAUUCAUUAUGUUCAUUCUUACCGUUGCAAAAAACUAUCCGACUUCGGAAAACAUGUUGAAACAUAGCUAGGAAACAAUGUUUCGAUUUUUUCGCAACGACAAUUCAAUUCCUGGCAAUAAAUAUGUUUUUUCAGUUUGUAUUCUUUUGCUGUUCUUUAAUAUUUCUCAAUGUUUCUUUCUUCUAGAUUUAAGAUUACAACUUCUGGACACACAAAAUAAUUUUUAUCUUUUAAAAUCGUUGUAUGGUCUUUUAAUGUUGCUGCCACAAAGCGAUGCAUUUACAACAUUACGUCAUCGACUGGACUGUGUUCCAAAUGGCCAUCUUUUGCAGUCACCACAAACCAAGUGAGUAUUACAUUAAGAAAUAUCGAGAUUUUUGGGGGCAUCGCGCUCGGUAGAACGAACAGUUGAAGGAUUUUUUUGCUGAUGUGAAUUUCGAGCAGAAAAUGAUAUAUAAUUGAAUUUUUAGACUUAAUCAGGAGCAGUUGCGAAAAAUGCAACUACGGGUCCUCUGGCGGGAAUUGAACCUGCGCCUUUGCGAUUCUGGGGCAGCGCUCUAACCAACUGAGCUACAGAGUCCAAUUGUCGAGUUCUAACCACAAAAACUUGCAGGGCUGCAGGUUGGAUUCCUGCCAGAACGCCUGCUAUAGUUUCAUUUUUCGCAACUUGUCCGAUUGGUGAGUUUUAUGGCAGCGACUUUUACGGCAAACCGCCCACAAACGGCAAUCUUCAAAUCGCAUUUGAAGAUAAGUUCUUCAAGUUUCCGACAAUAAAGUAGCUAAUUCAUUCUUCAAUUUAUUAUAAUGCACAAAUUGUCCUAACUUCGAACAGCUAACAGUUGACUACACGGCAAAAACGCCGAGACCGUUGCUCAACAGGACUGAACAAUGUUUUGCUGCCCACGUUGUUCACACUUGUCAACAAUAUUGAACAAUGUUGUUGAGCCUGAAUCGGGUGUAACAAUAUUGUUCAAUGUUGUUGACAGCUGUGAACAAUGUGGGCAGCAAAACAUUGUUUAAUCCUGUUUUCAUCAGUAUUGCAUCAACCUGAGCGUUUUUUGCCGUGUAACAGUUUUCCGUUUGUGGUUAGCGGUCCGCCGUAAACGUCAAUCUCCGUUUAAACUUGCAAUUUUUAUGGUGAUUUUAAUAGCUGGGAUUUUCGUCUUCUGAUCGAUGUGAACGAGUAGAUAAGUUAUAAUGCUCAGAUGAGGGUACAUAUUCUCAGAACAUUCAUAAUUCAUCUACUUGUUCACAUGCAUCAGAAGACGAAAAUCGCACUAGAAAUGUAAACAGGUCUAAGGUCUCUAGAUUUUAGAGUGCUCAAUGAUGAAACCCUUCACUUAUUCAAUCAUUUAGCAAAACUCUAAUCAAUUAACACCGUUGUUCCUCAGGGGCAAGGACUUCGAGAAACGGGAAUACGUGAAGAAAAUCGACUUUACAGCUCUUCUGCAACAUUUUAAAACCGUCCAAGAUCGACAUGUCACUCGGAGGCAUCGAAAAGAACCAAUCACAAACGGGCUGGAGCCCACCUGAUGGUUUUGUUAAGGUGGCUCCGUAUGCAGUAUUUUAAUUAAAUCCCAGAUGCUGUUUCUUUAUAUCCAUACGCCCAAACAAUAACCUGAUUUAUACUAGACAACUUAGAGACCAGAUAUUCAGACAAACUAUCUGGAAUAACGCGAUCUGUAAAUACUGGCAAUUUUUCUGGUAACAAAUCAUGCCUGAAUCCUGAUAUUUUCCUGGUUAACGCCCAAUUUAUACAGGAUGCUGGUGUAGACAAUCACGACGCAGAAAGUUUAUCAUCUGUUUGCUGCAUUUAUAUCCAGAUUAUUCGAGAACAAUUUUCCAAGUUCGUCCAGACGGAUUAGAACGGAUCAUCCGUCUCUAAUACGAAUUGUUUUAGCAUUUGAUUGAUAUUAUGAUUGUAAUAAUCCUAUUCAUAAGUUUAUAGAAGCAUAGAGAGCCACCUAGAACCAAUUAUGUACAAACUAAAAUAUUUAUGAAAUCCACCAUUCACCAGUCCUGUACAAACAUUAUACUGUAUUUUUUAAAUAAAUGUAAUAUCCUAAAAGACCACAUGAACAGUAGUUAUAUGUGCUCUGUGCAUUGUUUCCCAAGUUUGCAAC